AUGGAGGCAACGCCACUAUUCAGACCUUACAAAAUGGGCAAUUUCGAACUCUUCUCUCACAGGGUUGUUUUGGCACCUCUAACAAGAAACAGGUCUUAUGGAAAUGUACCCCAACCACAUGCGGCCUUGUAUUACUCGCAGCGAACCACUAACGGAGGUCUUCUAAUUACAGAAGCCACCGGAGUCUCUGAAACAGCUCAAGGGUAUCCGGAGACACCAGGAAUUUGGACAAAAGAGCAUGUUGAGGCAUGGAUACCGAUCGUGCAAGCUGUUCACGACAAGGGUGGCAAGUUCUUUUGCCAGAUUUGGCAUGUAGGCCGAGUAUCCACUCAUGCUCCAAUAUCUUGUACUGAUAAGGGAUGUACACCUGGCCUCUACGGAGUGGAUUGGACAGCUCCUCGUCGAUUGAGCACUGAUGAAAUCCCACAAAUAAUCGAUGAUUUUAGGCGUGCUGCAAGGAACUCAAUUGAAGCUGGUUUUGAUGGAGUUGAGAUCCAUGGCGCAAACGGUUACCUUAUCGAUCAAUUCAUGAAGGAUCAGGUUAAUGACAGAAUAGAUGAGUAUGGUGGAAACUUAGAGAAGCGAUGUCGCUUUGCGCUAGACAUUGUUAAAGCUGUAGUCGAAGAGAUCGGAGCUGACAAAGUUGGUCAUGCUGAUCUAGUUGCAUAUGGUCGUUUGUUUUUGGCUAACCCAGAUUUGCCUAAACGUUUUGCCAUUGAUGCACCACUAAACAAGUAUGACAGGGACACUUUUUACACACUUGAUCCAGUUAUUGGUUAUACUGACUACCCAUUCCUAGACCAAGACAAUUAGUCCCAAGGCCGCCCCGUCUUUUGCUUUGCUUUAUGUCUUUUUAUUUGGAUAUCAUUUUUGAAUUAUGUUGUUCUUGUGAAUUAAGAUCAUUCAGAUCUUUUAUGGGAAAGCUAGUUCUGUUUUGUA
Papaver somniferum (opium poppy) is the source of this 939-nucleotide messenger RNA. RefSeq names its product 12-oxophytodienoate reductase 1-like. Lineage: Eukaryota; Viridiplantae; Streptophyta; Magnoliopsida; Ranunculales; Papaveraceae. The coding region runs from base 1 to 813 and encodes 270 amino acids. Gene Ontology annotation, molecular function: oxidoreductase activity; FMN binding. The transcript is spliced from 7 exons. The record is from RefSeq and is a predicted model, not a curated record.